GGGAAAGACCUUGAGAGUACUGUGUGCCAGACCCACUGCGAUGACCGGGCGAGAUAUGCUAACCCAAACAAGUAAACUGUACCAAAUGAUUCAAUUGUUCAAUUGAUUUAAAUUCGAAGCAACCAGGCAGUAGUUUUCAAAAAAAAAGUGAAAAUCAAUGUAGGCUAAUCGAAAGUCCAUCUACGGCUAUGGUGUGUGAUAUAAUGCAAGCACUAUCCACUAUCUAUGGCUACAUGCUGCUGAUUUAGGUGAAAUUUAUGCGUGUUAAUGCUGAAUUUUAACGAAUUUCAGUUCAAUUCAGACACCAUUCAGAUAGCAUUGAAAUGCCAUCAAAAUAAUUGACCGUGCCAUGCUAAUUGCUAAUUGCUGCUUUUCAAUUGUACACUUUUGCUUUUAUUACAAUGCUUUUAUUAUGCUUUCACCCGGCGCCUGAUUAGCACGAAUAUCGAACGACUUGGACACCACCGAAUAUCUUGACACGGAUUAUGUAAGAGGCGACACUUUUUUGAUUUGUAUCUAAAUUGCAGGCCAUAUCAUAAACCUUCGGACCAUCUGCGGCAGCGGAAAGUGAAAAGAGUCCGGCGAUGAAAAGCAGAAAACAUGCAGGCCAUUGAAAGCAAAAGUUUGGUGCGUGCUGCGCAUGCGUAGGUGGAUUCCGGCCAAUGGGACAGUGGAGCGGGGCAGCGAAACCAGCUGAAUGAAGAAGUGGACAAGUUGAUGGGUUUCAUCAGUUGAUGGGAUAGUCAUAAGCUUCAACUUUAAAGAAUCUAUGUAUAUGAUGAUGAUCUGCGGCACCACAGUGCGUCGUGGUCAGGUGGCGGCGUAGCAUAAUGAGGCGCACUGGUCAGUGGGUGAGGGGUGUGUUUGUGAUUGCGGCAGGUGAAAUGGCUGCGUAAAAGUCAUAAACUGCCCAAAUCCAUGCCGUGUGCCAUGCCGAUGAGCCGACCCACCGACUCUGGUGCAUUGGCCACCGAUGUGGCGAUGUUAUUGCUGGCGAUUGGUAUGCACAGUGGGUUUUGUGGCCAGCACAAUGGCCACUCCACUGUGCCGCGAUGUCCGCUUUAUAAAUACAACAGCGACCAAGGAAGUUCAUUUCAUUUUCUUGGCGGCGAUCGCAGCAAACGGAUUAAACGCGAGGCGAUCCAACCCCUAUACUAUAUACAUAUAUAUAUAUAUAUACUGUCAAAAUAUAUAUCGAAAACAAGCGACAUGCAUCUCUUGGCCAGUUCGAGGAGCCUCCAUCUGCUGAUGGUCUUGGCUGUGAUCGUGGCUAACCAUCGCGUCGAUGCCGCCUUACGUUUGCGCCAGACCAGACGCUCGGCCACGCCCCCCGCCAGUACUACGCCCACCUUGACAGUGACCAGCGAGGAGGCGGAGCCACAGGAAUCCGUGGCGGAGAGUGCACCGACGACGAGCGUGGUCACCGAACCGGAAACGGAAACAGAAGUGCAAGUGGAGGUCACAACCGGAAAGCACAAGCGUGGCAUUCUACACGGCCACGCCCACCUGCAGGGCCAAUGGCCCGCCCGCACCUAUGCCGCCCACUACGGCUACAGUCUGCAGCUGCCCGGAGGCAGUGCCUUCCUGGCCGCCGCUCCACCGCGCCGCCACUUCGUCAAGUACGGCCAUGGUCUGGUCAAGCCGCUGGUUUCCGGUUCCGGUUUGCUGCCCGCCCUGGUUCCCGCGCCCGCUGCCCUGCUGCCCGCCGUCGCCCCAGCCCUGCCCGUUGGAUUGCCCACUGGUCUGCCCGCCGGCGUAGCCAGCGCCAUUCCCGCCGGCGUGGCCACUGCCAUUCCCGCCGGAGUGGCCAGCGCCAUUCCCGCUGGUGUGGCCACUGCCUUGUCCACCGGCGUGGCCACCGCUUUGUCCACCGGCGUGGCGCCGCCCUCGUAUGUCCUGCGUCCCGGCAAUGCGGUCGUCUCCUCGUACAGCGUCAACUAUCCGCACCAGCACCUGCAGAAGCCCGUGGUCUUCCAGUCCGCCGUGAAGCCGCUCCACUUCCAUGCGCCCGCUCACGCCCAUGUGCACGCCGUCCAGCCAACCUAUGUGCAGACCUAUGCUCCAACUGCUCCGGCUGUGCCUGUGCAGCCCGUGCAACCCAUUCAGCCCAUUCAGCCUGUGCAGCCAGUUCAACAUCUUCAGCCAAUCCAACCCAUUCAGCCCGUUCAGCCGGUGCAACCGGUGACCACCCAUCACUUCCAGCCCGUGCAGCCCCUGCAGCCAGUUACUCCAAUCCAACCAGUUCAGCCCCUUCAACCAGUUCAACCCCUGCAACCCGUCCAACCCAUCCAGCCCAUCCAACCCACAGUGGCCUUCGGUGUUCCGGCUCCCCCAGCUGUGGAUCUGCCCGUGAUCCCCCAGUUCCCGCAACCGCCGCAGUUCCCCGGAGUGCCCACCUUUAGCUUCCAGCCUGCCCAACCCGCUGUGCCCGCUGUUCCCGCUGUGCCCGCCCAGCCUGCAGUGCCAGCUGCACCAGAAGCCCCCGAAGUGCCACAGGUUCCCGCCAUUCCUCAGAUUCCGGCCAUACCUCAGAUCCCACAAAUCCCACAAAUCCCACAAUUUCCCGCAUUCCCUCCGUUCGGCGGCUUUCCGCAGAUACCGCAGUUCCCACAGGCGCCAGCCAUUCCAUCGCCUCCACCGGUGCCAGCAGUGCCAGCAGUGCCAGGAGUACCAGCAGUGCCCACGGUGCCUGCUUUCCCCAGUCCACCCACUAGCCAAUUCUUUCCGGCUGCACCACAGCCACCACUGCCCCAGCAGCCACCCACCUUCGGUCAGCCGGAGUCGCAGUUUCCAGGCGGCAUUGUGCCGCUGCCGGGCUCCACACCCGUGCGUCCGGAAUCCGGCACGGGCAUAGCCUCGCCGCAGAUACCCCAGUCGCCGGAGCCGGAGACGCCGUCGGAGGUGCCACCACAGCGUCCGUCUGUUCAGCAGCCACCGCAGCAGCCGUGGAAGCCGGUCUUCUACAGUCCACCCACCGAAUCCGCGCCAGCGUCGCCCAACCGGCCAUCGAUCACCCUGCUGCCGCCCUACGGCAGCUCGCCAGCUGAAGGUUACCUGCCACCCGUGGGCAGCCAGCCAUCGUCCUUGAGUGCGGGCAGUGGUGGCAUCGGCAGCCAGGGCGGCAUCUUCGACCAGCUGACCGACGCCGAGCUGGAGCACAUCUUCGCCCAGGCCAACUUGGCGCAGCAGCAGCAUCAGCAGCAGCAACAGCAGCAACAGCAGCAACAGCAGCAGAGCCACAACUACCACCACUACUGAGCUCGCCACUCACUUCAUUUUCUUUAGGGAUCUUUUCAAAUUUUUUUUGUUUUUUUUUUGCAGCGCUCGCUCAUUUGUACUCUACUUGUAUUGUAAAUUAUGUUGCUAUUAAAUAAGUUAUUUAUGGAAAAAUUCAA
This is a messenger RNA of Drosophila yakuba, 3395 nucleotides long. RefSeq names its product proline-rich extensin-like protein EPR1. The record is from RefSeq and is a predicted model, not a curated record. Bases 919 to 3258 code for a protein of 779 amino acids. The transcript has 4 exons. Lineage: Eukaryota; Metazoa; Arthropoda; Insecta; Diptera; Drosophilidae.